Messenger RNA from Poeciliopsis prolifica (blackstripe livebearer), 9365 nucleotides. It is a transcript of the gene atp2b3b, whose product is annotated as ATPase plasma membrane Ca2+ transporting 3b. NCBI's taxonomy places the organism in Eukaryota, Metazoa, Chordata, Actinopteri, Cyprinodontiformes, Poeciliidae. The record is from RefSeq and is a predicted model, not a curated record. The transcript has 27 exons. Gene Ontology annotation, molecular function: P-type calcium transporter activity; PDZ domain binding; ATP binding. Gene Ontology annotation, biological process: calcium ion transmembrane transport; regulation of cytosolic calcium ion concentration. Gene Ontology annotation, cellular component: membrane; intracellular membrane-bounded organelle. Bases 1319 to 5335 code for a protein of 1338 amino acids.
GCCGGCCCUGUAAAAAUGUCUGGUGUCGCCACUGGCAUCCAUCUAUCCAUGAUGUGAGGUUGACAGCCUGAGUAUUUUAUGACCAGUCUGCUUGCCAUACCCGGGGAUGCUGCGACCGACUCUCCUGUGCGCGCGAGCUGUAGCAGCGGCUCCUCCUCCUCUUCCUCCAAAAAUGUCGCAGGAGCUUCUCCUCUCGCCGCGGCGCUUCUUUUCUUUCCCUCUUUUCUUUUUCUCCCAGCGCCCCUAAAAACCCCGCCGAAUUUGUAGCUGCCACCGCCGGAAGCAGCGAGCUUCACCCGGACGCACGAACCGGCCUUUCUCCCCUCCCCACCACUAAGGUGUUUAAACACUCAGCCCGGCUCCCCCCCCCCACCCCCCACUCUCUCUCUCUCUCUCUCUCUUUUCAUCUCUCUCUGUCAUUCUCGGUGUCUCUCUCUCCUGAAACCGCCGCAGAACUCCGCCGACCGUCCACCAGGUGACUGCGCGGAGCGGAAUAUUCAUCAGCACCGCCACCGUCGUCGUCUUUCAUCCCUCCGCUCCUUCGGACUCCACGGGGACCGGAGCUGCCGCAUCCCUGCAUCCUUCCUCCCCUCGCCCCGCACCCUCUCUCUCUCUCUCUCUCUCUCUCUACCCCCCUCACCCCCCCUGCGCUGUGUCCUCUCAUCCGGUUCGGGACAUUCUCCGCUCCACGCACACGCACACGCAGAUUAACGGGGAUUCUGCUUCCCCGCCCGAACACUGAUGCUGAUGUCCUUGAGCUCGGCCUGCACGGUCCUGGUGGUGUAGCACUAGCUACCUCUAAACUGGAUCUGCUUCCUGCCUGUGAUUUAUCAGCCACUCUUUCCAUCUGUCCAUCAUCGCUUCAUUCCUGUCUGCGAGUCCACCAGCAUGUCUGUCCGUUUGUCCACGGACCAGCCGUGACCCUGGAGGGAGGGGGACAGAGACGAGGAAAGAGUGGAGUCGCCGGGGAGACAGAGGAGAAGAAAGCUGGAUUCAUUCAGACGUCACGUCUCUGAAGUGCUCCUGCUCGCUGUCCUUCAUCCUCCUCACCCUCCUCCCCCGCCUCCCUCUGUUAUGGAGAUUUAAAGGAGCAGUGGGAGGUUAGGUCAAGGUAGAUAGGAGGGGGAAAAAACAACCACCACCCCUUAUGAAGAAGUAAAAAAAAGAGAGAGGAAGAUUAAUUCAGUCACUCAGUUUAAAAAACAAUAAAGAAAAAAAUUAGGCGCACAUGAACAACCCUUCACCUGUCAGACGAAGGAGGAGCUGAGUAGAUUACGGAGAGAACGGACAAAAAACACAUCCAAAUUAUCUUACUGACAUGUCAACAACAGCAACAAUGGGGGAAAUGGCAAACAGUGCUGUGGAGUUUUAUCCCAAAGGGACUCGAGGCAGGGGCGGAGGAGGAGGAAGGGCAGAUGGCAGCCUCACAGGGGGAGACUUUGGGGUCACGGUGAAGGAGCUGAGGGAGCUGAUGGAGCUGAGAGGAGCUGACGCCCUACAGAAGAUUCAGGAUGGCUAUGGAGACACAGAGGGCCUCUGCCAGAGACUACAGUCCAGCACCACUGAUGGUCUCAGCGGCGACCCAGCAGACUUGGAACGUCGAUGUCAAACUUUUGGCCGGAACUUCAUUCCCCCGAAGAAGCCCAAGACAUUCCUGGAACUAGUGUGGGAGGCUCUACAAGAUGUCACCCUCAUCAUCUUGGAGGCUGCCGCCAUCAUUUCACUCGGCCUCUCCUUCUACCAGCCGCCUGGGCAGGAAAGUGAAUUGUGCGGGGAAGUGAGUGGCGGAGCGGAGGAUGAAGGGGAGGCUGACGCAGGCUGGAUCGAGGGGGCGGCCAUCUUGCUUUCUGUUGUGUGUGUUGUCCUGGUGACGGCGUUUAACGACUGGUCCAAAGAAAAACAGUUCCGGGGUCUGCAGAGUCGGAUCGAGCAGGAGCAGAGGUUUGCGGUGGUUCGGAAAGGAAACGUCAUCCAAAUUCCUGUGGCUGACAUGGUGGUGGGGGACAUGGCUCAGGUCAAAUACGGUGACCUGCUUCCAGCUGAUGGUAUCUUGGUCCAAGGCAAUGACCUGAAGAUAGACGAGAGCUCCUUGACAGGAGAGUCUGACCACGUACGCAAAUCUGUGGACAAGGACCCCAUGCUGCUCUCAGGAACCCAUGUGAUGGAGGGCUCAGGUAGGAUGCUGGUGACAGCCGUAGGUGUCAACUCCCAGACGGGCAUCAUCUUCACCCUCCUUGGUGCUGGAGACAUGGAGGAGGAUGGAAAAGAAAAGAAAGAGGACAGUACUCAGUUGCUCAUCUCUGCAGAUGCCACUAACAGCACAGUCACCAAUGGAAAACAAGCUGAUGGCGCCGUGGAGAACAAUCAGAAUAAAGCCAAGAAGCAGGAUGGGGGUGUUGCUAUGGAGAUGCAGCCCUUAAAAAGUGCAGAGGGAGGAGAAGUGGAGGACAGAGAGAAGAAGAAGACCAGUGUCCCAAAGAAAGAGAAGAGCGUUUUGCAGGGAAAGCUCACCAAACUGGCUGUGCAAAUCGGCAAAGCAGGUUUGGUGAUGUCAGCCAUCACUGUCAUCAUUCUGGUGCUGUACUUUGUCAUAAACACAUUUGUCGUGAAAGGUCGUACAUGGCUACCAGAAUGCACUCCGAUAUACGUCCAGUAUUUUGUCAAGUUUUUCAUAAUCGGAGUCACUGUGCUGGUGGUGGCUGUCCCAGAAGGCCUACCUCUUGCUGUCACGAUUUCUCUGGCCUAUUCUGUGAAGAAAAUGAUGAAGGACAACAACCUUGUACGGCAUCUGGAUGCAUGCGAGACCAUGGGGAAUGCCACGGCCAUCUGCUCCGACAAGACCGGCACGCUCACCACCAACCGGAUGACUGUAGUGCAGACUUUCAUAGGUGAUGUGCACCAUCGUGUGAUCCCAGACCCUGGCCUGGUCAAUGCUCGGACACUGGAUCUGCUAGUCAAUGCAAUCGCCAUCAACAGCGCCUACACCUCCAAGAUCUUACCACCGGAUGUGGAGGGGGGUCUAGCCAAGCAGGUGGGCAACAAAACAGAGUGCGGCCUGCUGGGACUGAUCUUAGACCUUCAGCGGGACUACACCACUGUAAGAGAGCAGAUCCCUGAGGAGAAACUCUAUAAGGUGUACACAUUCAACUCAGUGCGCAAAUCUAUGAGUACGGUGAUCAAGCUGCCUGAUGGUACCUUCCGCCUUUACAGCAAAGGAGCCUCUGAAAUCCUAUUGAAAAAGUGUUCCUACAUCCUGGAUGCCAAUGGAGAACCUCGCAGUUUUCGUCCACGUGACAGAGAUGAGAUGGUCAAACAGGUGAUUGAACCAAUGGCCUGUGAGGGAUUGAGGACCAUCUGCAUCGCCUACCGUGAUCUGCCAUCAAAUCCGGAGCCAGAAUGGGACAAUGAGGCGGAAAUUGUGACAGAGCUGACCUGCAUCACUGUGGUUGGAAUAGAGGACCCUGUUCGGCCCGAGGUGCCUGAAGCCAUCCGGAAGUGUCAGCGCGCGGGUAUCACAGUGCGGAUGGUCACUGGUGACAACAUUAAUACAGCAAGGGCCAUUGCUGCCAAGUGCGGCAUCAUACACCCUGGAGAUGAGUUCAUCUGUCUGGAGGGAAAAGAGUUUAACCGGCGAAUCAGGAACGAGAAGGGGGAGAUUGAACAGGAACGUAUAGAUAAAAUCUGGCCCAAGCUGCGCGUACUGGCUCGGUCCUCGCCGACAGACAAGCACACACUGGUUAAAGGCAUCAUUGACAGCACCGUUGUGGAACAGAGGCAGGUUGUCGCGGUAACAGGAGACGGGACUAAUGACGGACCAGCUUUGAAGAAGGCUGAUGUGGGCUUUGCCAUGGGUAUCGCCGGGACAGACGUGGCUAAAGAGGCGUCCGACAUCAUCUUGACUGAUGACAACUUCAGCAGCAUUGUCAAGGCCGUGAUGUGGGGACGAAAUGUCUACGAUAGCAUCUCCAAGUUCCUGCAGUUCCAGCUCACGGUCAACGUAGUAGCGGUCAUCGUGGCCUUCACUGGGGCAUGCAUCACUCAGGAUUCUCCUCUGAAGGCGGUGCAGAUGCUUUGGGUGAAUUUGAUCAUGGACACGUUUGCCUCGCUCGCUCUGGCCACCGAGCCCCCGACUGAAGCCCUGUUGCUACGAAAACCCUACGGCCGAAACAACCCGCUCAUCUCUCUCACCAUGAUGAAGAACAUCCUCGGCCACGGAGUGUACCAGCUGGUCAUCAUCUUUACGCUGCUGUUUAUAGGCGAGCGCAUGUUUAACAUCGACAGCGGUCGCAACGCGCCGCUCCACUCCCCGCCCUCUGAGCACUACACAAUCAUCUUCAACACCUUCGUCCUCAUGCAGCUUUUCAACGAGAUCAACGCUCGCAAGAUCCACGGAGAGAGAAAUGUCUUUGACGGCAUAUUUGGCAAUCCCAUCUUCUGCUCCAUUGUUUUGGGGACCUUUGCAGUGCAGAUUGUGAUCGUGCAGUGGGGAGGGAAGCCCUUCAGCUGCGCCCCUCUCAAUGUGGAGCAGUGGCUCUGGUGUCUGUUUGUGGGUGUUGGAGAGCUGCUGUGGGGGCAGGUGAUUGCCACCGUGCCAACAGAGCGGCUGCCAUGUCUGAAAGAAGCUGGGCUGGGCCUGGAGCCUGGGGAGGAGGAAGGAGAGGAGCUGGCGGAGGAUGAGGAGGAGAUUGACUGCGCUGAGCGAGAGCUGCGUCGCGGACAGAUCCUGUGGUUCAGAGGCCUCAACCGUAUCCAGACUCAGAUGGAGGUAGUGAGCACAUUCAAGCGAAGCGGUUCGUUUCAGGGAGCAGUGAGACGGCGCUCCUCCGUGCUCAGUCAGCUCCACGACAUGCGAGUGGUGAAAGCAUUCCGUAGCUCGCUGUACGAGGGCCGGGAGAAACCAGAAUCCCGCAACUCCAUCCACAACUUCAUGGCCCACCCAGAGUUCCUCAUCAACGACCUCAUCCACAACAUCCCGCUGAUUGACGACACUGACGUGGACGACGAAUCAGAGCUCAGCAGAUACCAGCACCUGCACCCGGCCCUCCGCAAGCCGCCGCCCCCCCCGGCCCAACCCCCGGCCCGCACCAGGCCGACCCGGCCCUAUCGCCAGUACAGCCUUCCAGUGACCCCGUGUAACCGCAACAACAACAACAACAGCAGCAGCAGCAGCAGCAGCAGCUCCUCCACGGUCAGCAACAAGAACAACAUCAAUGUUUCCCCUGACAACCAGAGUCACCAUCACAAACACCACCACAGCCAUCACGGCAGGCCCAGGCCCGUGAAGGCCCCCGCCCCCCACCCAGCACAUCUCUUCUGCGUGGAGACGUCCUUAUAACUGGGAGAAAGGGAAACCCGAACCCCACUAAGAUGAGGGGAGGGACGAAAGGGUCGAGCGUGAGAGAGGACUGAGAACACACUGACAUUUUCAUCCAGUCUCCCUCAAAACAAGCUCACAGAAAAGAGGACGGGUGGAGGGGCGGGGGGCGGAGAACGGCUGGAGACUUCUGCUCGCAGCUCUGAGAACAACGUUUCCUCCUUUUCCUCUCUCCGGCUCUCAGUUUGAUUUUCCACCAUGUCGUCCUGGGCAACGGUUCGGGUGGGGAGGGAAGGUGGUUGUGUUGCCGGGGCAAUGGGGUUGGGAGGGCAGGUGGGACACCCACAAAAAAACCAUAACAGCUUCUAUACAACCGGUCAUGUGACUUUGGGGGCUGACUCACUCUGAUUCUAACAGUGUUCAUUCUUAGUGUCGUUGCCACCUACUUACCCACCACCCACCCAACACCCCACCCAACACCCCACCCAACACCCCACCCAACACCCACCCACACCUCUCUGGAUACAGCCACUCUAAGGUCACUGCUCUGCUUGCGAUAUAUGUGAAGCGCUUUGUUGAAGCUUUACCUAGACCUCAGUCUCCUCCAUCUCACCUGCAUUUAUUUCCCCCAUGCUGGUGUUCAUUUGUUUCCUUACUUAACAGAUUUUGUUCGCCCCUCUGUUUUUCAGUCUGUGUACGUGUGUCGUCUUUUCUCUACUUGUGAAAAAAAAACCUGACAAGAACAAAUAAUUGCGAAGAAAAAAAGCUAUUUAUUUAAAUCUAUGAGUCAACUGACUGGAUGCAGAACUAGGUGGGGGUAUCACAUAUGCAUACAGAGUGAACAUGUAAUUUCAAUGUUUGGGAAGCAGGUCAGGGUCGCUCCGCAGCCCCCCCAACACUGAACUGUUCAUGUUCGUCACAUGACCUGCUCUCCAUCGUGAUCGGGAUUUCUCCAUGACUCAUAAAUCCUGCGGGAUCUCCUCCCAUGUCCGCAUAUUUCUGUUUUGUCCCAUGAUCUUCUCUCUUGCUGUUCCUCCUUUGCUCAUUUCGUGUCGUCCCUCUCGCUACUUUUGCAAUGGAAAUAUGUAAGAGAGCUUUUUUCCUUUUUGAGGAAAAAGCUGAUCGCUAGUGAAGCAUUAACCCUUUAAAACGCCAUAAAACACGCACGAUGCACAGGCGACGUCCCUUUAAGACUCACUUGUACCUACUUCGCUCCUGCUCUGACACGUUGUUUGAUUUGAUCUGCCGGAUCUUUGAUCCAGUGGUUUUCCCCAGGAGGGAAGUCAAAGUUGUCCCUCAGCUUUCGGGCCCAAAUCCAAAGUCAGUAACCAGUUUUACCUUCAGGCUCAAAGUUGCAUUGGUUCAAUCAGAUCCAACCAGUGAGAGCUUGUGUGUCAAAAUGUGAAGUUCUUGAAAAGAAAUGUCAUAUUUAGGCGCUGUCCACACAGAGACGAUUUUAGUUGAAUCUCCAUCAGUUUUGCGGCUCUGCAACCUGUUGUGUGGACGAGGGGCACAGGUACAUUCUCUCUUUAAAGACUGAAAUAACUUACCUGCUGUCUGUCAACCACUCUGAAAAGCUUUUGUCAUGCCUUUCUUUCAUUUUUGUUUUUGCUGCAGAGUUUUCUGUCCUGCCUCUCUGUCUUUAGCUCCCUGUCAUCAGGCAACAGUGCAAUUCAAACGGGGAUGAAUUUGCACCCCAGUGCUUUCUCCUCUAGGAAAAACAUUUCUGCCUUUAUAUUGGCGCCCCUUCUGACGUAGCACCCCUAUACCUCUAUAGUGCACACCCACUUUUUGCACCAAUGGUGUGGACACAUUUUAUGCAGCGCUCGUCUCUGAGUGUUCAGGGUCCUUCUGCUAUAAAUACAGACAUUAUGGAGGAUACCUAUAAGCCCAACACACUCUUCACACACUUCACUCUCUAAGCUGAUGCAACAUCUGAAAAGUGUUGCCAGGUUAGCUUUGUCUCUCUUAAGUGAAAAGACUUCCAACUCUUUGCUUUGAUCCAACGUUUUGCAUAAAAGCAAAAAAUAUUUUCCCAAAUAUUCCCUUUGUGACACAUCUCUGUCAAAGCUGUCCAGCGUAAAAGGGCUCAACGUGCUGGACAGCCAAUCAUCAGACAGACACCUGCGCAAGGUACCGGUGCAGAGCCUGUGGCACCGUCACCGAUUAACAUUCCCAUCAAACAUUCCAAACAGCAUUCCACGCCAGAUGUUGAGGUCACCCCGCUUCAUCUCCCCCUCGCCCCCCACUCACACCAUGUGCCUCUGCACAUGGUGUGAGUACAAAGCUUAGUUCAUGUUGCCUCGGAGCGGGACUUGGCUAAACAAUGCAAGCAUUCCCUAAUGUUCCUCCCUUUGCUUCCCUCUUCCGUUGAUCCCCCCCCCCCCCCCUGAACUGACCCCCUCCACCAGAGCAAGGCAGACAAUAUGCAACAGACUGCCAUGUCAGCACACUCAGACACAGCGAGUCACACGUCUGUCCUGCCUGUUGUGUUUCCAGGAUGUUCGCAGAGCUCUCUGGGAAACACCCUUACCUGUAAAGAACUCUUUGUCUUCUUGAAUGCUCAUCCUCAUCAUCAUCGCCCAACCCGCCGGAGCAGCGGGCGGGCGACUCUGUAUUGGUCAGUCUGUUUUGAAGCAUGCAUUUGGUAUCAUUAAUGUCACUCUAUGUGUUGGUAAAUCAUUUAGGCUACUUGUCACUUCUGUGUGCUAUUAUCGCUCCACAUCUGCUUUCUUCCUCUUUACCUCUCACACAAAACACACACACGCACACACACACCCAGACACGCAUCCUUACAUCCCAUUUGGAGUUUAAUCUGUUCCAGCACCUCUGAGCACAGCGACAUCAGUGCUUUUUGUAGGAAACGUGCAGCGCGCCGAUUAAACGGGGGAGAAUGUGCAGAGCGGGUGCGUGUGUGUAAUUUGACUGUGCAGCUCCGGGCUUCUCCGUUCGGCCGUCGGAUCCACGCAUCCAUCCAGCCACGUUACAUGAUGUGGUGAGACAGUUUCACAGAAGGUGAAAACCACAAUGUGAAGAAGGAAAAAAGGAGUAUAUUUAUUGAAAUCAUGAAGUGUUCGACUGCACCACAACUGUACAGAUCGUCCAAAUCUGCACAUGUGCAUCUUUGAUUUUACAGGUACCAUGUUCCUGUUACACUUUUAUUUUUUAAGUUAAGUUUCUUUCUUUAAAAUCCUAUUGCUUUUCGUAAAGAGAGGAACAACAACAUGGAAGCGCUUGUAUUAUAUUAUUAUUAAUUAUUAUUAUUAAUUUUUUUCCACCGGUGCUCCCACUGAUGGAAAAAGACAGUUGCACAUUCUCCUGAGCAUAUUCUGAGGGCUGUGUUUUCUGUCCACUGAACAGCUCCCUGAGGUGUGCAGAGGAACUUCAGGUCUUUUAAGACACCGACUCUGUAAAUAAGAGAACAGGAGACAGAAAUGUACCUCAUUACGACCUGAGGGAUCUGACAAAACCUUUCUGGGGGGGUUAGAGGGGGGGAUGUCCGUGCAGAGGAACAUGAGGCGCCAUGCAGAGCUAGAGUCUGCAGAAGUGCAACUGCGUCCUCGCAUUGUUUAGGCUGCUCUCUUAGAUCUGCCACCAGUGUUUACUACCAUGGUACGCGCGGGUCAGAGUUAAGGUUUUACAUUAUUCAUUAUACAUAUUGCUGUAAAUAUUCUGUCGAGAACGCCCUCCCUCCCCCACUUCUUGCACAGCAGCAGUGCCGUUCGGCAGACAGAAAACACAGCCUUAACUGUGCUGAAAUGACAUUUAAAGAGCAAAAAGUUGUAAAAAAAAACAAAAAAAAAAAAAAAAAAACCAAGAGCAAAAGCAAAACAAAAAAAAUCUAAAGACUAUUGAAUAUAUUAAAGAGUUACCUGCCUGUUAUUUAAGCAAAUAAAUAUCUAUAUAUGAGAAAGAACACACCUGUAUACUGUAGACUAAAUCUGUAUUGAAAUCUAAGAGAAUUUACUGGGAAAUAAGUCCAACACCUUUUGUCUGUAUGAAAGAAAAAAAAUCCAUCAAAGUAUUCUACAAUAAUAACUUUGACAAACUC